Molecule: messenger RNA, 1635 nt
Organism: Closterium sp. Naga37s-1
Lineage: Eukaryota; Viridiplantae; Streptophyta; Zygnematophyceae; Desmidiales; Closteriaceae
Source: the annotation of a GenBank genome assembly
AUGGCCUGGUUGGAGGAGUCCCUGGCGCAGGAUGCUCGUGCCGUACCUGCAGCGUUGCUUGCUCCCGAACCUCACUCGGCUGCUGCUGGCUUUGCUUUGGUGUCCGCUGCUAAUGAUAGCAUAAAGCAAGGUGAGGGCCGUGAGGCUUGUUCACAGCGGCUACUCAAUGCUGACGUGGCACAUGCUCUACUAUUCACCACAUCCCCUCUGCCUCACUCGCCCUGCUGCCUGCCUCCUCUUCCCCUUUCUCUUGACAUGCCACCCCUGUCCCGUGCUGCUAGUCCCACAGGAUCCGCGUGCUCCCCCCUCGCCUCAGCCGUGCUAAUCCCUGUGACCACCGAAGCAGAUUUCAUCAAGCGCAGGCUCUACCCUCCCUCCACCAACCCCCCUCCUUCUUCUCACGCAGCAGGAUCGGCAUGCUCCCCCCUGGCCACAGCCGUGGUGAUCCCCGAUCAGCGUGCUCCCCCCUGGCCUCAGCGGUGUGUGCAGUGGUGUGCAGUGCUGUGUGCUCUGGAACCUGGUAACAAAGGGAGGGGGUAUCGGCUGUACGUGCAUCGGGUGGAUGAGCCGAUACUGCGUUUAUGGAACACCAGCAAUGUGAUUGUGUACCGCGUGCAGGUGAGAGCGGUGGUGUGCGGUGCUGUGGGCGCUGGUACUGGUAUCGAGGUGAAAAAGGGAGGGGGUAUCAUGUCACAGCCGUUCCGAGCCUACUCACAGGCAUGCCCCGAGGAGAUCCCUGACGUGGGCACAAACAUUAUCUGCCCUCUCAUUCACGUCUACCGCUCCUACGGCGUUCAGAUCGUUAAAGGCUACACGUUUGGCCGGGUAGACAUGGUGCGCACGAUGCACAGCCGCAUUGACUCGAUGAGGAUGACAGCUGUAUCCGACUUUGCAAGGGGCAAUGGAGUCAUUCGGGUGAUGCUGUCGGGGUAUGGGCUGCUGCUGGUGCGUGCAUACGUCUACAUCACCAACAAUGAGAUCUAUGCACCCCUCUCCACCUCACUCCACCCUUCCCGUCUCUGUUUCUCUUCCACCAAUUGCCUACCUGCCAGUGAUAUUCCAGUUCAGUUCGGCACAGUAGGAGCAAUGUUCACAAACGACCAUGUGCAUGACUAUGUGUGGGCUGCCAUCUCUCUCCACUCCUUUCCACCCCUUUCCACCCCUCCCGACUCCUCUCCGCCCGCCUCCACACCUCUCCACCCCUACCUACUCCUCUCCACCACUCUGCACCCCUCCCUCUCAGACGCCUACCUGCCAGUGAUGUUUCAGUUUGGGGUGGUGGGAGCAGUGUUCAAGAACAACCACAUGCACACUAUCACUCCCUCCAUCCCACACCACCCCUCUCCACCCGUUUCCAUCCAUUUCCACCUCUGUCUAACCAUCUCCCAGGCACGCGCCUACCUACCUGUGCUGUUCCAGCUUGGAGUGGUGGGAGCAGUGUUCAAGAACAACCACGUGCACGGCUACGUGUGGGCCACCAUCUCACUCUGUGCACUUUGCGCCUACCUGCCAGUGAUGUUCCAGCUUGGAGUAGUGGGAGCAGUGUUUAAGAACAACCACGUGCACGACUAUGUGUGGGCUGCUAUCACAGUAUGCACUCUACCACUCCUCGCCACCCCUGUCCACCUGGCCUAA